Messenger RNA from Phytophthora infestans T30-4, 865 nucleotides. RefSeq lists its product as uncharacterized. The transcript is spliced from 4 exons. Bases 1 to 792 code for a protein of 263 amino acids. The record is from RefSeq and is a predicted model, not a curated record. Lineage: Eukaryota; Oomycota; Peronosporomycetes; Peronosporales; Peronosporaceae.
AUGCGUCGCUACUCAAUUGCUCUCCCGGGCUUCCGCAGUCUUCAACUGCCCUUGCCCAAACUGCUGUGUUUGCCGUCCACAUUCGGCUCCGCGGCUAGCGACUUCCGUUCCCAAUUUGGCAGCGUGCAGAUCACGCGAAGCUUCGCGCUCUAUGGCGUAAACCUGCGCGCACCGGAGCAGGAAUUUGGGCGGGAACGUGUCGAACGUGAUGCUGACGAGGUUCUGCGCGCAGCCGACGCGCUCGCGCUGGAGGAGUUCUCGGUGUUAGGCUGCAGCCACGGCGCCAAUGUGAGCGCUGUACUAGCGGCCAAGCACCCCGAGCGAGUAUCGCGCCUAGUGCUGGUGAACGGCAACGCUUUUGUGAGCGAUGAGGACCUAGAGGACAUGGAGGAGCACGCCGAUGUGACCGCGUGGCCCAAGGAGAUGCGUGAGGCAGCUAUAGCAAAGUUUGGUGCCGAGAACCUUCAGAUCAAGUGGGCCGAGAUGCUCGAAGCGCUUCGUCAGGUGGAGCGUGAGGACGGCGGCGAUCUUAUCUGCGGCCAUCUGCCGUACAUUAAGUGUAAAACGCUCGUGGUCGCCGGCGGCCAGGAUAAUUUCGUGCCUCCGUUCCACAGCGAGUACCUGAGCGAGCGUAUCAUGCACUCCCGACUCGAAGUGUUGGCCGAGGGCGGCAAUGACCUCGUCCUGUCCGAAGCCGAACGCUUCAACACGCUCCUAGAGACUUUUCUGACGGAGCCUGACGACAAGCUGACGCAGAGCCGAGAAUUCGUGGCCGUACCUUCAAGGGCGUAACUAUUAUAGUUAGAGUAACAAGCCGGUCCCCCAGUACUACUGGGCCAGCACACAGUCAAACAACGCACACACA